GCGAGGCCGGGCCGGGCCGAGGAGUCGCAUCCAAGAUGGCGCCGUGCGGACGUGUCCGGGCCGGGAGCCGCGGGCCGGGCCCCUUCCUCAUCCUGCUGCUCCUGGCGCUGGGGCCGGCCCGGGCGGAGCAGGGAGCGGGCGGCCUCCCUGGCGGCGGCGGCGGCGGAGGAGGAGGCGGCGGCGGUUUCCCGGGGGCUGCCCUCCAGCCGCAGCAGGCGGCGGGGCUCGGGGCCCAGCAGCCGCCUCAGCCGGCGCUGGCGGGGGCGGCCCCGGGCGGGGGGGUGGCGCGGCCGUUUCGCGCGGGGGGCCCCCCGGGCGGCGGCUGGAAGCUGGCGGACGAGCCCGCCUGCCGGGAGGAUGUGACCCGCGUCUGCCCCAAGCACAGCUGGGCCAACAACCUGGCCGUCCUCGAGUGCCUGCAGGACGUGCGGGAGACGGACAAUGAAAUUUCAUCAGACUGCAACCACCUUUUAUGGAAUUACAAGUUGAACUUGACUACAGACCCAAAAUUCGAAUCUGUGGCCAGAGAGGUCUGCAAGUCUACUAUAUCAGAGAUCAAAGAAUGUGCUGAUGAGAUUGAUGGGAAAGGCUACCUGGUGUCCUGCUUGGUAGAUCACCGAGGAAACAUCACCGAGUACCAGUGUCAUCAGUACAUCACCAAAAUGACAGCGAUAAUUUUCAGUGACUACCGCCUGAUCUGUGGUUUUAUGGAUGACUGCAGGAAUGAUAUUAACAGCCUGAAGUGUGGUAGCAUUCGACUCGUGGAAAAGGAUGCCCAUUCUCAAGGCGAAGUGGUGGCCUGCUUGGAGAAAGGCCUGGUGAAAGAGGCAGAGGAGAAUGAUCCCCAAAAGAUUGUCUCGGACCAGUGCAAGAAAGCAAUUCUUCGUGUGGCUGAGCUCUCCUCUGACGACUUCCACUUGGAUCGGCACCUUUAUUUUGCAUGCCGGGAUGACCGGGAACGUUUCUGUGAAAACACUCAGGCCGGUGAAGGCAGGGUAUACAAGUGCCUCUUUAACCACAAGUUUGAAGAUGCUAUGAGUGAAAAGUGUCGCGACGCACUGACAACCCGGCAAAAACUGAUCGCACAGGACUACAAAGUUAGUUAUUCUCUGGCAAAGUCUUGCAAAAGUGACCUCAAGAAGUACCGAUGCAAUGUAGAGAACCUCCCGCGUUCCCGAGAGGCCCGGCUCUCCUACCUGCUCAUGUGUUUAGAGUCUGCAGUGCACAGAGGUCGGCAAGUGAGCAGUGAAUGCCAGGGGGAAAUGCUGGAUUACCGGCGCAUGUUGAUGGAGGAUUUCUCACUGAGUCCAGAGAUCAUCCUAGGCUGCCGCAGUGAGAUUGAGCACCACUGCUCAGGGCUGCAUCGGAAAGGCCGCACUCUGCACUGCCUGAUGAAAGUCGUGCGAGGAGAGAAGGGGAACGUGGGAGCCAACUGCCAGCAGUCGCUUCAAACACUGAUCCAGGAGGCUGACCCCGGUGCUGACUAUCGCAUCGACAGAGCUUUGAACGAGGCCUGUGAAUCAGUGAUACAAACCGCCUGCAAACACAUCCGUGCUGGAGACCCCAUGAUUCUCUCUUGCCUCAUGGAGCAUCUGUACACAGAGAAGAUGGUGGAGGACUGUGAGCACAGGCUUCUGGAGCUCCAGUACUUUAUCUCACGGGACUGGAAAUUGGAUCCUGUCCUUUACCGCAAGUGCCAGGGAGAUGCAUCUCGACUUUGUCACACGCACGGCUGGAACGAAACGAGCGAGAUGAUUCCUCCCGGGGCCAUCUUCUCUUGCCUGUACAGACAUGCCUACCGCACUGAGGAGCAGGGGAGAAGGCUGUCCCGUGAAUGUAGAGCAGAAGUACAGCGGAUCCUGCACCAGCGUGCCUUGGAUGUGAAACUGGACCCAGCUCUCCAGGACAAGUGCAUGAUUGAUCUGGGGAAGUGGUGCAGUGAGAAAACAGAGACUGGACAGGAACUCGAGUGCCUCCAGGACCAUCUGGAUGACUUGGUGGCUGACUGCAAGGACAUUGUUGGAAACCUUACGGAACUGGAAUCUGAGGAUAUCCAGAUCGAAGCUUUGCUUAUGCGAGCAUGUGAGCCAAUAAUCCAGACCUUCUGCCAUGAAGUGGCAGACAACCAGAUUGACUCGGGGGACCUCAUGGAGUGCCUCAUUCAGAACAAACACCAGAAAGAGAUGAACGAGAAGUGUGCAGUGGGCGUCACGCACUUCCAGCUGCUUCAGAUGAAGGAUUUCAGGUUCUCUUACAAAUUCAAAAUGGCCUGCAAGGAGGAUGUGCUGAAGCUGUGUGCCAACAUCAAGAAAAAGGUGGACGUGGUCAUCUGCCUGAGCACCACUGUGCGCAACGACACCCUGCAGGAUGGGAAGGAGCACCGCGUCUCCAUGAAGUGCCGCAAGCAGCUACGUGUCGAAGAACUGGAAAUGACUGAGGAUAUCCGUCUAGAACCAGACCUUUUUGAAACUUGCAAAAAUGACAUCAAGAGCUACUGUCAGAACGUUCCAUAUGGCAAUGCCCAGAUUAUUGAGUGCCUGAAGGAAAACAAGAAACAGCUCAACACCCGCUGCCACCAGAAAGUCUUCAGGCUCCAGGAGACAGAGAUGAUGGAUCCGGAGCUGGACUAUACUCUCAUGCGAGUCUGCAAGCAGAUGAUCAAGAGAUUCUGUCCAGAAGCAGAUGCAAAGAACAUGCUGCAGUGUUUGAAGCAGAACAAGAACAGUGAGCUGAUGGAUCCCAAAUGCAAGCAAAUGAUCACCAAGCGCCAGAUCACACAGAACACAGAUUACCGCCUGAACCCGGUGCUCAGGAAGGCCUGCAAAGCAGACAUCCCGAAAUUUUGUCAGAGCAUUCUGAACAAGGCCAAGGAUGACUCGGAGCUGGAAGGGCAGGUCAUAUCCUGCUUGAAACUGAAAUAUGCAGACCAGCGUCUCUCUCCGGACUGUGAAGACCAGAUCCGAGUGAUCCUUGAGGAAUCGGCUCUUGAUUAUCGGUUAGAUCCUCAGCUGCAGAUGCACUGCUCGGAUGAGAUUUCCACCUUAUGCGCAGAGGAAGCAGCAGCCCAGGAGCAGACGGGGCAAGUGGAAGAGUGUCUGAAAGUGAAUCUGUUAAAAAUUAAAGCGGAUAUGUGCAAAAAGGAGGUGCUCAACAUGCUGAAGGAGAGUAAAGCAGACAUCUUUGUGGAUCCCGUCCUUCAUACGGCCUGUGCCCUCGACAUCAAGCACCACUGUGCAGCCAUUCCACCAGGACGAGGCCGACAAAUGUCCUGCCUAAUGGAGGCCUUGGAGGACAAGCGUGUCCGAUUACAGCCCGAGUGUAAGAAGCGGCUUAAUGAUCGCAUCGAGAUGUGGAGCUAUGCUGCGAAGGUUGCCCCAGCGGAAGGCUUUUCCGACCUCGCCAUGCAGGUGUUGACCUCUCCCUCCAAAAACUACAUUCUGUCCGUCAUCAGCGUCGGCAUCUGCAUCCUCUUCCUGGUUGGCCUGAUGUGUGGGCGCAUCACCAAGCGAGUGACACGAGAGCUGAAGGACAGGUAGAGUCUGCCUUGCUAGCGGAAGGGAGGAAGGAAGACAGGCCUGCCCGGUGCCCCGUUUGUACAGCCCUCCUUUGUAUAGUCUCCCUACCCACCUCCACCCCUCUUCGGAGAGUACAAGCGAAUUAGAACAAGUGGCACGUGUCAGCUGAGUUUUCCCCAUCUC
Messenger RNA from Euleptes europaea (tarantolino), 3698 nucleotides. It is a transcript of the gene GLG1, whose product is annotated as golgi glycoprotein 1. Gene Ontology annotation, cellular component: Golgi membrane. The transcript has 26 exons. The record is from RefSeq and is a predicted model, not a curated record. Gene Ontology annotation, molecular function: fibroblast growth factor binding. Bases 36 to 3536 code for a protein of 1166 amino acids. NCBI's taxonomy places the organism in Eukaryota, Metazoa, Chordata, Lepidosauria, Squamata, Sphaerodactylidae.